Molecule: messenger RNA, 2482 nt
Organism: Gadus chalcogrammus (walleye pollock)
Lineage: Eukaryota; Metazoa; Chordata; Actinopteri; Gadiformes; Gadidae
Gene: nelfe
Product: negative elongation factor complex member E
Exons: 11
Coding region: 114-1181 (355 amino acids)
Biological process (GO): negative regulation of transcription elongation by RNA polymerase II
Cellular component (GO): NELF complex
Molecular function (GO): RNA binding
Source: RefSeq, a predicted model, not a curated record
GGUCCAGGAAGCAAAAGACGUUCCCUACCUCCGUCAUCUCUCCGCGUCAUUGUUGUGGUCGCACACCGAAGGCGUCGUCGCUCCGAAAGCUGUGCUCCAGUCAGUGUGGCAUCAUGGUGACACUGCCAAGCUCCCUGACGGACGAAGAGGAGUCUCUGCAGAAGAAAUAUGCAAAACUCAAGAAGAAGAAAAAGGCUCUCCUCGCCUUGAAGAAGCAGAGCUCCACCAGCCAGACCAACCAGGGUGGGCUGAAACGCACGCUGUCCGACCAGCCGGUGGUCGACACGGCGACGGCGACGGAGCAGGCCAAGAUGCUGAUCAAGUCGGGCGCCAUCAGCGCCAUCAAGUCUGAGAACAAGAACUCGGGGUUCAAGCGCUCGCGAACCCUGGAAAUCAAACUCAAGGACCCAGAGAAAGGCCCCAUACCCGCCUUCCUUCCCUUCCAGAGGAGCGUCUCCACAGACGAGGAGCUCGCCGAUUCGAGCAGAAGAGGAGGCCCCAGGAAACCCUUGUAUGAAAGCUUCGUCACCCCCCGGGACGAGGAGGAGGCGGGCGGCGGCGGCGGCGGCGGUGGCGGCGGCGGCGGGGGGUCCGGGGGGGACCGGGACCGGGAGAGGGAGAGAGAGGCGGACCGCGGCCCAGACCGGGAGAGAGAGCGAGGGGGAGACCGGGAGAGAGACCGAGAGAGAGACCGCGAGAGGGAGAGAGACCGGGAUCACGGCGGGGGCGGGGAGCGCGACCCGGACCGGGAGUGGGAACGGGGUCGCGACAGAGGAGACCGCAUGCGGGAACGGGACGGGCCCUUCAGACGUUCGUACGCAGAGCAGCGCGCGGCUCGGAAGGGGAACACGGUGUACGUGUACGGCUCCGGCAUGGUGGAGGACAGCCUGCGCUCCGCCUUCACCCCGCACGGCACCAUCAUCGACGUCUCCAUGGACAACCCCCGCAACUGUGCCUUCAUCACCUUUGAGAAGAUGGAGUCUGCCGACCAGGCCGUGGCUGAGUUGAACGGCACCACCGUAGGGGACGUCUACAUCAAGGUCAGCAUCGCCAAGAAGCAGCCCAUGUUGGAUGCUGCAACCGGGAAAUCGGUCUGGGCCUCUCUGGCGGUCCAGAACAGUGCUAAAGGCUCGUACCGGGACAAGAGGAACCAGGUGGUGUACAGCGAGGACUUCCUUUAAGUUUUUAACCCUUCAACUCAACCAUUUGUUUUCUGUUCCCCUUUUUGGACACGGACGCCGUUUCUUACCCAUAGUGGCAGCAUCGGCGGCUCCUCUCUGUGUGGUUCAUCGUCUGGAGGAAUGUGCACAUGAUACGUUUAGCUCAUAUUUGUUAUUGUCUGUCUAGGGUUAGCUGGCUCCUCGAAGAGAGGUCUAGUUUGGUUUUGUCUGAGCUCAAUAAAAUCUGCUCUUUCAAAAAGCCUCCCUUGCGUCCUUUUAACUCUGGUACACCAGGGUGUCCGCGCAUCCUUAAAAAUUCUUAAAUUCAUGUUUCUAAAUUUAAGGCCUUGAAAAGUCUUAAAUUCGUUACAAAUGUCAUAUGCUGGUCUUAAUUACUGUAACUCAAGGUCUUAAAUUAGUCGGGCAUUAUUUUUCUCGUGGGACUUUUCAGGAAGGAUAUGUAGAGAGGCUUCUUUCUUGCUAGCUGCAUAUAUAAACGAUUAUCUGCGUGCUUGCUAGCUAGUCUGCGACCACGGGUAGGUGAAUGAGUUUGAUUUAGUGACACACAUGCUAUGCUUGGGUUAUAAUACAGCAGGAUCCCCCCCGACGGCCCCACCGUCGCGUGUUUUAGGUCUUAAAUUUCAUUAAAAAGGUCUUAAAAAGUCUUAAGUUUGACUUGCUGAAACCUGCAGAUAACACACUGUAGGUAACAUCUGAUAACAUAGAUUGAGAGCAUGGUGGCUGGCUGGUCUAAACAACCAAAGAAAGAAACAAAGCUCCAAAGAAUCUCCUCACUCGUACCUCCUCGUUGAUGACCUGAGGUGUGUGUGUGUGUGUGGAUAAUGUGUAGUGUAUGAUGUAUGUAUGUAUGCAAGUAUGAUCACUAUAUGCUCUGUAAGGUGUCCUUGGGUGUCUUGAAAGGCGCCUCUAAAUUAAAUGUAUUAUUAUUAUUAUUAGUGUGUGUGGAUGACAGCUGUGUAAGAAGCCUCUCCUUGCCAGAGUCAGACUGCUCGUACUCUGCGGCUGGGUGAGGCUGCACACCUGUUAAAUAAAUCAAUGUGCAAGGCUUAAUCUAGCCAUAACAACACACACCCCGGGGGAGAUCUCAUGCAUGGCAUCAUGUGAGCCUUCCUGCGUCAUUAUUUGCAACCUAGGUGGCGUGAAGGUACAGACAGUUAAAACCUGUAUCUGAACUCCAUGAAUACAAGCUAUAUAACUAAAUAGUUAAUAUUCUUGUCCCGUACUAUAAACGCACAGAAAUCUCUUGAUUGUUCCUUAAUAAACGAAGGUCGAUUUGUGGGUUGAAUGAUCUCCUAAUCCUC